GGAAUUUACACAAAGAAAUCACCGAAGUAGAUGAAGUCAUGGAAGAAAUAAGAAACACGUGUCCAUUUUGCGAGAGGCAUUUUGACAAUGCAAAGCAAGUUGAGCGACAUGUCAAAUAUGUGCAUCGUAAACCGUAUCAAUGCGACAAAUGCAAAAGAACUUGUUAUACGUCAAGAGCGCUGGAGGCGCACAAAAAGAUACACCGGCCGGACUAUUUCUUUGAGUGCAAAAUUUGUCAUGUAAAGUACAAAAGUGAAGAUGGACUAAAACGACAUUACAUUCGCGCUCAUAGCGAUUAUGAAUCAAGAUACAUUUGUGAACAUUGUGGUCGCGGUUAUAAGCUGAAGAUCGAUCUAACGCAUCAUAUGAAGAGAACUCACAUAUCGGAUCUACAAAUCUGCCGCUUUUGCGGCAAAAAAGUCAAGGAUGUCAAAGGUCACGAGUGGCGGCAUCAGAAACGAAAUCGUGAAAUCAAGUAUGAAUAUCCGUGUCAUCUGUGCCGUAAAAAGUUCCACCACAGAAGCAGAUUGGACAAUCAUCUGAUGUUGCAUGAAAAAGGUUUCAAAUGUGAGAUUUGUGGCAAAGAAUAUAGUGGCACUCGCGAACUCACAAGCCAUAAACGUUUCAAGCACGGCCAGACUAACGUCUCCACUUGUAUUCUGUGCCAAAAAGCGUUCGUGUCUAUGAGUAAUUUUUAUCAGCAUGUGCUCACCCAUGCCAGCAUACGGCCGUACACUUGCGAUGUCUGCGAAAAGGACUUUACGCAACGCUCUAGUCUGCUGAGACAUAGAAAGCAUCAUCCUGGACCAUUACCGCCAUUAUCAUCGUCGCAUCCACAAAUAGCCGAACUCGCCAGGAAUUAUCUUGAAAAGAUUAAAAGUGACCAUAUUGAUAAGAGUUUCGAAGUAUCUUUGUCCAAUCAGCUUGAUCCACUAUCAUCAACUUUUCUGAUAGUAAAACUGGAAGACGAUUAUUUUCGCAUCCCAAAGUCAUUGAGCGUGUUUAUGAUGAAAGAACCUCCACCUAUCGAAGAAAAUAAUUUCAAAGUUAAGUUGAAAGAAGAAGAGAAAAUAGAAAAGAAUAAUCCUGAUGAGAAGAAUCAAGAACUCGUUGAGGCGAGAGAGAAAAAUGAAAUUGCCAUCGACGAUUUAAACGAUCUGGAUGAUUUGGAUGAUUUAGAUGAUGCUCCUUUAGAUUUCAGGAAACGGCGCAAAAAUGAACUUUCAAAAACGCGAUCCAACAAACACACGACUAAUCCAAAGAAAAAGUCGCAUAUCUGCCAGAUUUGUCAUAUUACGUUUGACCGUAAGAGCAAACUUACCAGUCAUAUGUACAAGCAUAGCAAUUCACGUCCGCACAAAUGCACGAUCUGCUCCAAGGGCUUCAAGACUAGUGCGUAUCUUUCUAGGCAUAUGGAAAUCCACGACGAGCCCGCGCAGCUUCACGCGUGCACGCUAUGUGAAUUCAAGGCACGCACGAAACCGUAUUUGAAGAUACAUUAUAUUCGCAAGCACACAGAAGAUUACAACUAUAGCUGUGAACAAUGCGGCAAGAUGUUCAAAGUACAAUCUGACUAUACAACGCAUAUGAAGGAUCACGAUACAGAAUCCUGUGUUUGCGACAUAUGCGGCACGUCUUAUCCCAGUAAAAGUUCUUUGUACUUCCACAAGCAUUACAAGCACAAGACGAAGAUUAAGGAGUUUGAGUGCCAAGUUUGCAGAAAGCGCUUUAAGACUCAGAAAAAUCUGGACAGUCACGCUGAGCUGCAUAAAAUGAAGUACGUCUGUGAGCAGUGUGGUAUGGAGUUCAAGUUUAAAUACGGUCUCACGAAGCACCUCAGGACGCACUCGGGAGAAAAGUCGUAUCUUUGCGCAAUAUGCGGCAAAACCUUCGGCUGUCUCAGUUCACAAAAGAUUCAUUUGUUGACUCACGUUGGCGAGCGACCUUAUGUUUGCGACAUUUGCGGUCAGAGCUUCACUCAGCGAUCGCCAAUGAUGUUGCACCGUAAAAAGCAUCCUGGUAUACAUCCACCGCCUCCACCUAUUAAAAUUACGAAUCUCCUACACGGCGUGCAAGACAGAAUUGUUGUAAAUAAAAGUGCCAAGUGACUCGUGUAUAAACAACAAAUGAACAUGUGAUAUAAAAAGAGU
Messenger RNA from Cyphomyrmex costatus, 2150 nucleotides. Its product is annotated as zinc finger protein 62 homolog. The record is from RefSeq and is a predicted model, not a curated record. The transcript has 3 exons. Lineage: Eukaryota; Metazoa; Arthropoda; Insecta; Hymenoptera; Formicidae. Bases 39 to 2108 code for a protein of 689 amino acids.